Messenger RNA from Lithohypha guttulata, 1050 nucleotides. RefSeq lists its product as uncharacterized. The record is from RefSeq and is a predicted model, not a curated record. The coding region runs from base 1 to 1050 and encodes 349 amino acids. Gene Ontology annotation, molecular function: catalytic activity. The transcript is spliced from 3 exons. Lineage: Eukaryota; Fungi; Ascomycota; Eurotiomycetes; Chaetothyriales; Trichomeriaceae.
AUGGCAGAAGCGGUAGCGGCAGCGAAGACCACGAAGGAGUCCCAUAUUCGUGUGGCUGUGACCCAGCACGAAGCUGCUUGGCUCGACCUCGAGGCUGGGGUUCAAAAGACAUGCAAGAUAAUUGAGGAAGCAGCUCAAGCCGGAGCAAAACUAGUUGCUUUUUCAGAGUGCUGGAUCCCCGGGUAUCCAGCCUGGAUUUGGACAAGGAACGUCGACUUCGAACUUGGAGUGAAAUAUGUCAAGAACUCCCUGGUCAUAGAUAGCGCGCAAAUGCGACGGAUAUGUGAAGCUGCUGCAACGAACCAGAUCAACGUGUCUCUAGGUUUCUCUGAGAGGGAAGGCAAUUCUGUAUACAUUGCACAGGCACUGAUCGACGAGAACGGUAAGAUCGUCAUGAGAAGACGCAAGAUGAAGCCUACACACAUGGAAAGGACAAUUUUCGGCGACGCUUCUGGGGACUGUUUAGCUUCUGUUGUGGCUCUUCCUGAUGCUGGCCGAGUAGGAGGUCUAUCAUGCUGGGAGCACAUCCAGCCAUUGCUGAAAUAUUACACGCUCGCACAGAACGAGGAGAUUCAUGUCGCUGCUUGGCCUCCGUUGGAUGAUUUUGUCAAUGGAAGCCCAGGCUUUUGGAGCAUGAGUGUGGAAGGUGGUACUACCACAUUACCAUGCGACAAGGCUAACAAGUUUCCAGGCUGUAGGAAUCUUUCACAGACCUAUGCAGUCGAGGCGCAAGCAUAUGUGCUGCAUUGUACUGGAGUGAUUGGUGAAGCAGGCAUCAAGCUGAUGAGUACCGCGGGAAGUCCACUUAUGGGUCAUCCCAUCCAGGGCAGUUCAGCAGUUAUCGGUCCCGAUGGCCGAGUACUCAGUGAAGCAGGGACAACGAAAGAGAACCUGAUUAUAGCUGACCUCGAUUUGGAGCAAGUGGUGAAGGCCAAGACAUUUGCCGACGCUGGAGGGCAUUACAGCCGGCCAGAUAUGUUGUGGUUAGGUGCAGAUACUAGUGCGAAGCCGGUAGUACGCAUAAGUACGACUGGGCAGACACAGAAGUAA